AUGCCAGAUAACUGUUCAGAUAAACACAAGGUAUCUCAAGCUCCUAGCGGCCCAUAUUCGUUUUCUGAGUAUGUGGGAGUCGUGACUGACGAACGUGGGAUCGUCCCCAGUAUGAAUGUGGAAUGGAGUUUAGAGUCAAAUGGAGGUGUAUUACACCUGUCUGGGUCAGAGAUAAAUAUUCGGGAUGAAAAAAGUAAUCAGAGUGUAUGUGUGCGGUUUUCUUUCAAUAUCAGUAAACAGCUUAAUCCAAGCUAUGAGAGGUGGAACUUUUCCUUGGAUGGAGUUGUGGUCGAGCCUGAUCAUACAUACGCAGUGUCAGUUGUUAAUUUGCCAGAACCCAAGAGUAAAGACCUCACUAUGAGAAAGAUCAUUAUUAUCCCAGGAUGUGGUGACAGCAGAAUCCAAACGGCUCAAAUGUGUAUCGAAAAUGGUAGUCUAUGGAAGCCUCACAUGACCCCAGCCAUGUAUUUCGAUGAGGAAAAGAAAAAGUUGUUUGUCGUUGUGGGUUUUGAGGCAGCAGAGUAUUCAGAGAGAUACCAAGUCUCCAUCCAGAGCCAGACUUCCCAUUAUUCACACAAUGUCUCAAAGGAGAACAGAACAUCACUAAACGUGACCUUUGCAUUUGGUUUUGGGCAGCUCCCAAAGUGUGACAUGUUGUUAUCGAUUCAACCCUUUUUUAUACGAUGCAAAAACAGCUGUCAACGCCACGAGAUAACAAUCAAAGACUGUCCUUAUUCUUCACCACGGACGUUCAUCAUAAAGGCAGUGGUGGGCCUGUUUGUCAUUGCGCUUUUCUUUUUUUACUUCCUGUGGAGAGCAUGUCAUAAAGGUUCCCUGAACACAUCCUCAUCUGCUGCCAGACACCAGCCAGAGGGUUUUCAAAUGCAAGAGAGAAAACGAGUCCUGGUCCUCUACUCUCUCGACCACCCCUUGUACAAAAACAUCGUUCUCAAGCUGUGUGGCUUCCUUGCAGCCAAAUGCGGCACAGAAGUGGUGCUGGAUCUGCUGGACUCUGCCAGACUGGGAGCACUGGGAAGGAUUCAGUGGUUGGACUGGCACAGAGAGCAAAUUGAAAACUCCUCAGAUAAGAUACUAAUCCUGUGCUCAAGAGGGGUACAGGCCAAAUGGAGAGCCAUGUGUGGAGACAAACAGGUUAUUCUGAGGGAGGACGUCCACUCACCUGUAGGCGACAUGCUCACUCCAGCCCUCUGCCUCCUGGUGCCACAUUUCAUCAGAUCUGCAUCCUAUGAAAAAUACUUGGUGGCUUAUUUCGAUCAUGUUUGUUCAGAGGAGGACGUCCCUUCACCUUUCAACAUCGCAGUGAGGUACAAGCUGAUGAAACAGUUCGAGGAACUGUUUUUUAGGAUCCUGGACACUGAGAAGCAUGAACCAGGCAGAAUGAACCACAUCGAAGGGCUUUCCGAGGACGUGUACCAUCAGUGCCCCUCGGGUAGAGCCCUGCAGGAUGCCAUAGAGGCUUUCCAUGCACAUCAGCUGGAGCAUCCACACUGGUUUGAAGAAGAAUCACUGGAGAGCUCAGAGCUGCAGGCUGAUGAGUCCCACAUGACCAAGCAGCCUGACAGAUCUCACUCCUUACCUGACUCCACCAAAGUCAUCAGCCAUGUAAAGACCUGUGACACUGAUUUCACUGCUAACAGAAUGGCACUCAAAGGACCCGAGCAGCUGUUUAUGUGCUCAGUUGAGUUCAGAUCUUACUGUUGA
Messenger RNA from Limanda limanda (common dab), 1722 nucleotides. Its product is annotated as interleukin-17 receptor A. The transcript has 9 exons. The coding region runs from base 1 to 1722 and encodes 573 amino acids. NCBI's taxonomy places the organism in Eukaryota, Metazoa, Chordata, Actinopteri, Pleuronectiformes, Pleuronectidae. Gene Ontology annotation, molecular function: interleukin-17 receptor activity. The record is from RefSeq and is a predicted model, not a curated record.